This is a messenger RNA of Bactrocera dorsalis (oriental fruit fly), 478 nucleotides long. RefSeq lists its product as uncharacterized. The coding region runs from base 31 to 468 and encodes 145 amino acids. Gene Ontology annotation, cellular component: nuclear body. Lineage: Eukaryota; Metazoa; Arthropoda; Insecta; Diptera; Tephritidae. Gene Ontology annotation, biological process: positive regulation of DNA-templated transcription. The record is from RefSeq and is a predicted model, not a curated record. The transcript is spliced from 3 exons.
AGCUGCUGUCACUUGUUAUUAAUUUGAAAAAUGGAAAAACAAAAAUAUAAAAAAAGAAGUUGUUGGAGUGAUAGGGCAGAAGCCCUACUAAUUGAAUUGUGGCAGAGCAAAGUAAGUGCUUUUCGCGGUUCAAGGAAGAACAGCCACAUAGUAGAGGAAAUGGCAAUGGAGUUGCAGCAACAAGGUGUGCAUUUCACGGCGAGUGAAAUAAAGUCGAAAAUGCACAAUCUUUCGCAGAGAUAUAGGAAAGAGAAGACAGCAGUCGGAUCAACUGGCGGUUCUCCCUCGCAGUGGCCGCUGUACGAUAAAAUGAGAUCCGUACUGUUGCCGUACGUCAGCUACAACGCAGAGAGCUUAGUGGAGGAAAGUUUUCAAAGUUCUACUAACUCGGAACCACUCCAAAUUUCGGUGGAAACGGCUGCGUGUUCGACAUUUGUUGCUGCAUCUCCAUUGUCCUCACCAGUUUGACUGCCAUCAC